AUGCCAGAGACAAGUAGUAUCCCAGAUGUUACAGAUGUAGCGCCACAAGACCCUCAAGAACUAGCGAUCGCACCGGUAUUCCCAGUGAUCAGGGAUUAUCACUCGUGGAACCAAUUGGAGUCAAUCCGUGUGAGAGAACUGUUGAGUGCAUCCAAUAUUAGGGACGACCCGUUGAGUAACCAUGACUUUAAAGUUUAUACAUUUAAGCAAAUGAUGUGCGAAACUGGACACCGAAUGGAGAACUGGAUUAAGGAUACAAUAAGUUUCGCCAAAAGUCUCAAUGGAUUCAAGACUUUCUGUGCCGACGAUCAGUGGACUCUCGUUAAGAAUGGAUGCAUUGAAAUGUUUUUAAUGAGACACGCGUUGUAUUAUAAUGACGAGGUUAAUAUUAGCGACGAAGAGAUUACUAAUCAGAUAACAGAGAUAGAGAGUAGUGUAAUGUCUGAGACAAGUAGUGUCACUGAAGUUGCAGCUCCAGAUCCUCAGCUAGUGAUCGCACCGGUAUUCCCAGUGAUCAGCAAUUAUCACUCGUGGAACCAAUUGGAGUCAAUCCGUAUAACGGAACUGUUGAUUGCGUCCAAAAUUAUUGAAAUCCCUAUCACUGAAAAUGUGCAUAAAAUCUAUACAUUUAAACAAAUGAUAUGCGAAUGUCAGCAACAAAUGGAGGACUACAUUAGAGAUAUCGUAAGUUUCACCAAAAGUCUCAAUGGAUUCAAAAGUUUCUGUUCCGACGAUCAGUGGACUCUCGCUAAGAAUGGAUGCAUUGAAAUGAUUAUAAUUAGACAAGUGUUGAAUUAUAAUGACGAGGGGGUGGUCGGGGACGCUGCGUAUGAUACAGAGGCUGACCACGCGUUUGAUAGGCUAGAGUUCUUCGGCACCGGAACCCCAUUACCCGAGACAGAGAACGACAUCAACGAGUUUUGCGGAUUUUUGUCUGGAAAUGACGGCCAAACUCACUACCAGUCGGAUACAAAUAAGAGUCAAAAAUUUGUGGCCACACUGAAAGAGCCCCUGAAGGCCCUGCACGGGGCGGUUAUUGGCAGACAUAAUCCGGGUCUUUUCUUACGUGAUUUCUGUUCGAUGCCCAACAACACGUCGGUGGCCAAGGGCUGGAACAGUCGACUCGCGACCGCCAAACUGCUGAACGAUGCGACUGUCGGACAGCUAUUGCGGGCCCUUAAGGACGACCGACGCGACUCGCAAACCGGUAUCUAUUGCAUACUGGGCUCGUUCGCCGAGCAGAUGGAGCUGAGUCACGCCGAGCCGCCAGAGUUGAGGGCAUUCAUGAGGGGAAUGGUGGCCGCGAUCGCCGACUUGGCCAACACGGCCGAGCACUUGCAACUCGGUUGGCGUUCCGACAAUAAGUGCAAACUGGAAAGCCGUAAGCUUAGUUUGCUUGAGGGCAAACUGGAUGGUCUACGCUCCAUACAGUACAUCGCCCUACUGGCCAUGAACAAAUAUUUCUAACCAAGCAUAAUAAAUUAUUUAUAUAAGCUUGAAUAUAGUUAUAUUUAUUAUGAACACGUUGUUGUCAUUAUAAUCUAUGUCAAAAAUAAAUCGAUGUACCAAGAAUUUAAAAAAUUUAAAUGCAAAUUUUUUGAGUUGUUUAUUGACCUAAAAAUUAAUACGCUAAUCAAAUUGACCAGUG
Oppiella nova is the source of this 1648-nucleotide messenger RNA. Lineage: Eukaryota; Metazoa; Arthropoda; Arachnida; Sarcoptiformes; Oppiidae. The record is from the annotation of a GenBank genome assembly.